Molecule: messenger RNA, 1503 nt
Organism: Saccharomyces mikatae IFO 1815
Lineage: Eukaryota; Fungi; Ascomycota; Saccharomycetes; Saccharomycetales; Saccharomycetaceae
Gene: EMI2
Product: putative glucokinase
Exons: 1
Coding region: 1-1503 (500 amino acids)
Biological process (GO): glucose 6-phosphate metabolic process; glycolytic process; intracellular glucose homeostasis
Cellular component (GO): mitochondrion; cytosol
Molecular function (GO): glucokinase activity; ATP binding; D-glucose binding
Source: RefSeq, a predicted model, not a curated record
AUGUCGUUUGAAAAUUUACAUAAGGUCAAUGCUGAGGCGUUGGAGGACGCUGUCGUUGAGAUCUGCUCCUCACUGGAGGUCGAUGCAGCAAAGUUGGACGAACUGACAGCCUACUUCAUCGAAUGCAUGGAAAAGGGGUUGAACAACACUUCCGUCGGUGAAGAAAAGACAGUAGAUAAAGGUCUACCCAUGAUCCCAACAUAUGUGACGAGUUUACCCAACGGAACAGAACGUGGUGUUUUGUUGGCUGCUGAUUUGGGGGGUACUCACUUCAGAGUGUGUUCCGUGACUUUGAACGGUGACGGUACUUUUGACAUGCAACAGUUGAAAUCUAAGAUCCCGGAAGAAUAUCUCAAUGACAGGGAAAUCACCAGCGAAGAGUUGUUUAGCUACUUGGGGCGUCGUACCAGGGCGUUUGUGAGAAAGCACCACCCUGAGUUAUUGAAGUCUACAGGGGAGAACAUAAAACCUUUGAAAAUGGGGUUCACUUUUUCAUAUCCUGUUGAUCAAACCUCUUUGAGUUCCGGUACUUUGAUCAGAUGGACAAAAAGUUUCAAGAUUGAAGAUACGGUCGGCAAGGAUGUGGUGAGGUUGUACCAAGAGCAACUGGACAUUCAGGGGCUCUCCAUGAUCAAUGUGGUGGCUUUGACCAACGACACGGUUGGCACUUUCUUGUCGCAUUGCUACACUUCAGGUGCUCGUCCCUCGAGCGCUGGAGAAAUCAGCGAGCCUGUUAUCGGUUGUAUCUUCGGUACCGGUACUAACGGUUGUUACAUGGAGGACAUUGAAAAUAUCAAGAAGUUACCAGAUGAGUUAAGAACCAGACUACUGCAUGAAGGAAAGACCCAAAUGUGUAUCAACAUUGAAUGGGGGUCCUUCGAUAAUGAAUUGAGACACUUAUCUGCUACGAAGUACGACAUCGAUAUCGAUCAAAAGUUUUCUCCAAACCCAGGUUACCAUCUUUUCGAGAAAAGAAUUUCCGGCAUGUACUUGGGGGAGUUAUUAAGAAAUAUCCUGGUGGACUUGCAUGCAAGAGGGUUAAUCUUGGGGCAAUACCGUAACUACGAUCAAUUACCUCAUCGUUUAAAGACUCCCUUCCAAUUAUGUAGUGAAGUUCUUUCCAGGAUUGAAAUUGAUGAUUCCACGAACUUGCGUGAAACUGAAUUAUCGUUUUUGCAAAGUUUAAGACUACCGACCACUUUUGAAGAACGUAAAGCAAUUCAAAAUCUGGUCCGUUCCAUCACAAGAAGGUCCGCAUAUUUAGCAGCUGUGCCAAUUGCUGCCAUCCUAAUCAAGACGAACGCCUUGAACAAAAGAUAUCACGGUGAGGUAGAAAUCGGUUUCGAUGGUUAUGUUAUUGAAUACUACCCUGGGUUCAGAUCUAUGCUAAGACAUGCUUUGGCAUUAAGUCCAAUUGGCACUGAAGGUGAACGUAAGAUUCAUUUGCGUCUAGCUAAAGAUGGUUCCGGUGUUGGUGCAGCUCUGUGUGCUCUGGUGGCAUGA